CAUUUCCAUACUUCAUUGCGGUGUUAACUUAGUGAUACAAUUACUACAGCAGAGAUUUACAGACUUGGCAAAACCGUCCAAAUGUUUUACGCAAGUGAAAAAUACGUCAAUGAAUAUUGUCAACCAGCUAUGGAUAAUUCCCAGUGCUCCAAGAGUUUCCCGUUUUUAACUUUGGUGGAAGGACAUUCUCUGGAAUUAAAUUAAUACCGGAAAAGGCCUAAUGCGCAAAUAUACCAAUUUCCAGCGAACCGUUUAUGAUCACCGGCAGAGCUGCACGGCCAUUGUUGUCAGAGAGCUGCCCAUCUUACACAACUGCUGCUGCUGGCACCCAAUCAACCAGAGGAGUCGCCUUUGUGCCAUGAUGCUGAGAAUUGCCAACUGAGGCCCUCACCUUCUAGGCGAUGGAACAGACAGGUUUAGAUUUCAGAAAAUCAGGAUGAGAUUACUUUAUAAACCGGAUUGAAGGAGGAGAGUGGGAUUCUCUGGAAGUUUUCACGAGUUGAAGACUGUUCACCAUAAGUAGCGACAAUGCCGGUUAUUAAUGUAGAUGACUUGACGGACAAAGACAAAGCAAAAAUGGAAGUAGAUCAGCUGAAAAUUGAAGUGAAGCUUGAGAGAGCGUUGGUAUCUAAAUGCUGUGAAGAGAUGAGAGAUUACAUUCAGAGUGGAGCGGAUGAGGAUCCUCUCGUCAAAGGCAUUCCAGAGGAGAAAAAUCCAUUCAAAGAGAAAGGUGGAUGUGUCAUUUGCUAACGUGGACCGAGGAUUCGUCUUCUUUUCCUCAGUACGGGCAAUUGUAGAACCCUUGGACAACAGCUAGUAUUGAAUCCCAGCCGAAAUGCAGUCUGUUGAUUGAAAGGAUGGAUGGAAAAUUGCUUUUCCCACCUUGUAACAGAUCCCCCUUUUUCAAAUGGCAUUGUACUUCCUCUGUGAUGUCACACAAUAAAUCAGAAAUUUAGUGCGA
Molecule: messenger RNA, 961 nt
Organism: Anguilla anguilla (European eel)
Lineage: Eukaryota; Metazoa; Chordata; Actinopteri; Anguilliformes; Anguillidae
Gene: gngt1
Product: guanine nucleotide binding protein (G protein), gamma transducing activity polypeptide 1
Exons: 5
Coding region: 529-750 (73 amino acids)
Biological process (GO): G protein-coupled receptor signaling pathway
Cellular component (GO): heterotrimeric G-protein complex
Molecular function (GO): G-protein beta-subunit binding
Source: RefSeq, a predicted model, not a curated record